GUCCAUUGAAAUGCUCUGUGUAUGUAGUAGUCACACCCUGUUCUCUCACACACACGGUUUUGUCCCUUGUAGGCCUGCUCUAUCAGAGACGCUCUGUGCCAGAGGGCGCGUUCACUGCGGCUCUGUGGAGCGCGCACCCGCGCAGAGCGAGAGAGAGUCCGCGUUGCUCUCAUCUGCUUCGGUUCCCGAACGUCUACACCAGGCGUGAUUCAUGAUCAAGUGUUCAGGAGGAAAGGAGUACAUCUCUCACACUCAUCAUGGCCUCUGUAUCGGAGUUUUAUGCGGGGAAGAACGUUCUGAUCACGGGUGCCACAGGCUUCAUUGGGAAGGUGCUGAUGGAGAAACUCCUGCGCUCGUGUCCGGACGUCAUGGGCAUUUACAUUCUCGUGCGGCCCAAGGCGGGCCAGUCCAUGCAAGAUCGCGUUCAAGACAUGAUGAAGUGUAAGUUGUUUGAUCGUGUGCGUGAAGAUCAUCCGGAGUUUCGCGAGAAGAUCAUUCCCAUCAGCAGUGAGCUCACGCAGCCGGAGCUGGCCAUCAGUCCAGAGGAUGUUCAGAAACUCACUUCAUGUAUCAAUAUCAUCUUCCACUGCGCCGCCACCAUCCGCUUUGAUGAACCGCUCAAGCAUGCGUUGCAGCUGAACGUCAUUGCCACGCAGCAGCUCCUCUCUCUGGCGCAGCAGAUGCAGCACCUGCAGGCGUUCAUCCACAUCUCCACCGCAUACGCCAACUGCAACCGCAGACACAUCGACGAGGUCGUCUACCCUCCGCCCGUCGAGCCCAAGAAACUCAUCGACUCGCUGGACUGGAUGGAUGACAGUAUCGUCAGUGACAUCACACCGCGACUGAUAGGUGACCGACCCAACACGUACACCUACACCAAGGCGCUGGCGGAGUGUGUGGUGCAGCAGGAGAGCGGCAAACUCAACAUUGGCAUCAUCCGACCCUCCAUCGUUGGGGCAAGCUGGCAGGAGCCCUUUCCAGGCUGGAUAGACAACUUCAAUGGACCAAGUGGCAUCUUCAUUGCUGCAGGGAAGGGAAUUCUGCGCACCAUGAGAGCUAGUAAUGACGCAGUGGCGGAUCUGAUUCCUGUCGACGUGGUUAUAAACCUAACGCUGGCUGCUGGGUGGUAUACCGCGGUACACAGACCAAAAACUGCACUUGUGUACAACUGCACAACAGGCGGCAUUAACCCCUUUCACUGGGGUGAGAUCGAACAUCACGUGAUAUCAACAUUCAAAAGGAAUCCUCUGGAACAGGCCUUCCGUCGGCCAAAUGCCAACAUCACCUCCAAUUACCUGAUCAACCAGUACUGGAUCUUCGUCAGUCACAAGUUUCCCGCCCUCAUCUAUGACCUCUUCCUGCGACUGUCUGGACAGAAACCACAAAUGAUGCGUAUUUUCAACCGGCUGCACAAAGCGAUCGGUCUACUGGAAUACUUCAGCAGUCAGGACUGGGAGUGGAAAUCAGACAACAUGACGAUGCUAAUGAGUCAAAUGAGUCCAGAAGACAGGAAGACCUUCAACUUUGACGUUCGUCAACUGAACUGGCCGGAGUACAUCGAAAAUUACUGUAUCGGCACCAAGAAGUACGUUCUGAACGAAGACAUGUCCGAAAUUCCUGCUGCCAGACAACACUUGAGGAAGCUGAGAAACAUUCGAUACACGUUCAACACAGUGUUGCUGGUGUUUAUCUGGCGAGUCUUCAUCGCACGCUCGCAGAUGGCCCGAAACAUCUGGUACUUCGUUGUGAGUUUGUGCUUCAAGUUCCUGUCGUACUUUAGAGCGUCGAGCACGCUGACCCAAUGACCCCAGAACACAGGAUGUGUGUAUCCUCCUCCCCUGGGUACAAGAGAGGUGUAUUCAGCCUUUGACACACACACACACAAACACACACACACACACACACACACACACACACACUUGAUCCACACUGAUGCUUCUUUAGCUUUCCUCACCGGUUGCUUAUCCAACCCCACCUUAACGCCCUCUUGUUGACACGUGCUCUAUUUUUAAAGUUGUCCUCUUUUAUAACGACUGUACUUAAUACCAGUUAUAUAUGCAACCGCGAUUUACAGUGUUUCUUUAUGUUUUAUCGGCAUCCAAAGUCUGGAGACGUUGCCUUUUGUGUCUUCUGAUUAUUUUAGCCUUCUUGAAUACAGUGUUCCAUCAACGGAUGAUUAUUAACAAGUGAACUUUGAGGUAUACUUGACUUGCCAAUGAAAAGCUUUGGUGAUUUCGGCGUAUGUGUUUGUGUAUUGUCUGUUUGUUUAUCCGUUGUAAUGUGUCUAAUCUGUUCUAAUACCAUGUAAUCAAGCCACAAAACUCUUUUACUCUGGGUCAGGUUUCUUUUUUCUUAGUUUUUUUAGUUUUUUUCCAGAGGGAAGGGCAAGUAAAAAUGUCUGAUGCAUGCAGAACAUACCACUUUUUUCUGUGUUGUUGUUAUGAGUUAUUACAAUUAUAUGUCCAUUAUUUUAACAUAAACACCAUUUGGGUUAAUCCCACUGAAACGUCCAGGUCAUAUUUCAACCUGAAAUCAAAAGAAAAAAAAAAUUGCAUAAAGAAAAUGAAACCUUUAAGACGAUUAUGAUUUUUUUCUUAAUCCUAACAACAGAUUUCUUCACUCAAAAAAAGUAUUUUAAGAUUUACGCAUUUCAAUUUUUAUUUGUACGUUUUAUUUAUUUUGUUAAAAAUGUAACAAUUCAAUUUGAUGGAAUUUUGUUAAGAAAUUUAAAUGUCAAAAUCUUACAAUUAGGCUAAAUGUAUUAUUUAUUUUUUGAGUGUUUUUAUACUUUUCACUCAAAACAAUAAUUGUAAAAUUUACCCAUUUAAUUUCAUAACAAAAUAGUAAUCUUUAAUAAAAGUUUUAUUUCUUUAAUUUUGUUCAACACUACACAAUUCUGUAGCAAUAAAAUUGAAAUGUGUAAAUCUUAAAAAUAGGCUAAAAUGUUUUUUUUGGGGGUGUUGGUCCAAACAAUAACCUUUUUAACCAUUUUCUUUGUGGAAAAAAAAACUAUUUCGAUUUUUGGGGUGAAAUAUGACCCAGACAUGUACUUGACAUGUUUCUUGAUAUUCACCCAAUCAUGUCUGUUAAUUUGUAUGUUUGGAUAGCGGUACACUGAGCUUGUAACAUAUGCAUCUUUUUUUCAAGAUCAUUAUGUGAGUUAGAGAAGAAUAUUCUGUCUGCAGAUGGGCAUAAGAAAGAUUCCUUGAUCUGUAAACAUUCAAAAGUAUAUAAAUAUAUUCGUUUUCAGAUUAAGUCAUUAUAUGCAUACCAAAAAAUGUACAAAUGUAUAUGUGCGAGAGUGAAUCAAAUGGCUGGUUAGACCGUCUAUUUCCAAAAAUGGGCUUCCCAUAUUUUUUAAAGAAAAGGUAAAAAAUGAAGAAAAAAUAUUCAGAGAUACUGUUUAUUAUAAAGCGAUGAGUCCUGAUUUCAAUGUCUUUUUAUUAACUACUAUUUAAAGUGCCCUAUAUAGAAUUAAAAGGGACCGUUUUUGUAAUCACGGGCCAACCUUCAGACAUACGUGUUUAAAGUCAACAUGAAAUCAAAAUUGACCUUGUUUACUGUCUGAACGCACAUUCCUGGUGUUAUUGUGAACAAUUCCAUCUGUGCAUGUUGUUCCACAGAAAAUAAUGUUAUCUUCAUAAUCUGUCUUCCUUCCUUUUCGGAUGACAUCAUUAAUAGCUCUUUAGUUUUCUAUUCCCAAUGGAUAAAAUUGGGUGCCGCAAUAUAUUCUCAUUGAAUUUCCAUUUACUCCGCAAUACAUCACAUUAAUGAAGUCAAAUGGGUUGUGGACACCAUUCCAUGUUGACUUUAACAUCACACCUUAUAACAAAAGAGAAAGUUUUGCUUCCUCAAAACGAAAAAAAAAACACAGUUUAUGCAUUUCAUAAGGGAACGUCCCUCAAAAAUAUUUGAAAAGUUCUGGUAGUGUAGAACGUCUGUAUGCAGCACGCCUGAGGUUCUUCCUGUCUAGAAACACUUUUGCUAAUCUGUUAUUGGUAACAAAGUUGCUUUUUCACCUUUGCUCAAUUUCUGAAGCUAGUUUAUUUACAUUUGCUGUUUAAAGCUUUGUGAGAUAGAUUAAAAAAUGUGUAUUUAUCAAGUUUUAUGAAUCAACUGCUCUGCCAGUGGUAAAAUAUAAACUAAUAUUCCAUUUUCAAAUUCAUAUGAUUUUACAGCAUCCAGUUGGCAUGAUUAAUUAACACUAUUUGGACAGUAUCAUAAGUCCUGCUCUGGUGGAAUUAUUAGCUAUAUAAACAACAGGCAGGGCUUUCAUUUUUGUACUCUGUCCUCUGGUGGUCUGUUGCCAAAUUGUAUUUUUAGAUUGCAGUUUCUAAGAAGCUUCGCCUUCCGUUGUCUGGUAAUUUCUAUGUUUCGUGCACAGUGUUCAUCAUCGACAACAACAGCACGUCUUCCUCCGCUUAGUUUUGAGUCUUUUGAUCAACAGGUGAAAGAUCAUUUUACAUGCAAGAAGGGAAGCUUGUUUGUUAUUCUGCACGUUCGCAUUAGAAACAUAGAAACACUAGAAUUAGAAACACUAAAAUUUCCUCUAAGGACGAAUAGAGCAUUCCAGAACACAUAGCCAUGUUUUCUACUAUAAUGAAGCACCUUGAUGUCUUAAUAAUGACCACCCCUCGUUUUUAGCAAAGCUCUACUGCCAACGUGAUAUCUACAAUCUGUUUAUGCUCUCCCACAGAGACAAAUGAAACAUGUUUUUAUGACAUAAUUAGUGUUGUACAUGGAGUAUUACCUAGAGCAGUGGUUCUCAAUUGGUUUUGCAUUGGACCUCAAGUGGCAACUCAACGCAGUACCAAAAUUUUAGUAGUACAAAAAGUUGUUCAAUCUUUUGAAUUUAGCAUUGUUUCAGGACAGACCUGUCAGCCAUUACUGGGUCAGUUGAGAACCACUCAUCUGGACUAUUCUGCUCUAGUGCAAUACCAAAACUAUUGAGGUGUAUUGGGUUAUUUAAGAUGCACUGCUGUAACUCCCGAAUUUACUCUGAGGCCAUGAGUGGGAAAAAAUGUUUUAUGAAAAACUUUCCCCUGUACUGAAAAUGUUUCUUCUCCCUUGUAACAAGUGCAUGUUUGAUUUUUACAUACAGGAUUUACACAGCAAUGUCAUAGUUGUUAACAUGGAUUAUGACCUUUCUCUACUCACCAUUUGUCUUUGGUCUAAACUUUGUGCUGUCAAACUUGUCAAGUUGAGAUUCUUGAAUAAAAACUGCACUUUGA
Messenger RNA from Myxocyprinus asiaticus (Chinese sucker), 5231 nucleotides. Its product is annotated as fatty acyl-CoA reductase 1-like. The record is from RefSeq and is a predicted model, not a curated record. The transcript is spliced from 12 exons. Gene Ontology annotation, biological process: long-chain fatty-acyl-CoA metabolic process. Gene Ontology annotation, cellular component: peroxisome. Gene Ontology annotation, molecular function: alcohol-forming very long-chain fatty acyl-CoA reductase (NADP+) activity. Bases 258 to 1805 code for a protein of 515 amino acids. Lineage: Eukaryota; Metazoa; Chordata; Actinopteri; Cypriniformes; Catostomidae.